Molecule: messenger RNA, 3288 nt
Organism: Saccostrea echinata
Lineage: Eukaryota; Metazoa; Mollusca; Bivalvia; Ostreida; Ostreidae
Exons: 1
Coding region: 1-3177 (1058 amino acids)
Source: RefSeq, a predicted model, not a curated record
AUGUUUGCCUUUGUGGUUUUUGCGACAGCACUCACCGCCGUCAACGCUGUCCCUAGACACAUAGGAGAGACACCUCUUACCAAGGCUCUUUCAACAAACAACAGUACACUAAUAGAAAACACCGGGAACACCGAAACGCCUAGGGAAUCUCAUCUUUCUACCUUAGAAGAAAAGGAUGAAGUGAAGAUACCUCUGGACCAGAAACUGAGGCAUACCAUUGGUGUCAUAAACAAACUUACAGAAAGGCUACCAAUGGAAAAGAAGAAAAACUUCACCAAAUCUUUUAUAAAUCUUUUCUUGAAACUAAAAGACCCAGACCAUACAUUAUCAGCUGCAAAAUCCGCCGCUUUGAAAAACAUAGUAAAAAGUAAGACAAGGGAAGCAAAACAGGAUAACAAUGGGACAACGGCAGGUUAUACUGUUGUUGUAUUAAACACAGAUAACGCCGAAAAUUCAACUCAGUCUCAAACUUCUAUAUUGUCAGACAUGAAGACAAAUGAAACUCCAAUUCAUCAAUCGAGUCACGUGAUGAACAAGGAUAUAAAAGGAAAACACCGUAGAGCGGAUUCCAGAGUGGCAUCUCCGAAUCAACCACUCUUAUUUGAGUUUGAUGAAGAAGUUCAGCGGGAGAGAAUAGACCAAAAUGAAAACGAGGAUGAUGAUGAUGAUGAUGAUGAUGACGAUGAAGAUCAAGACACCGAUAAUACUAGAAAUGACAUACGCAUUCUUGAGCGACAAUUGAAUUCAUUUCCUAGUGAAACACUCUUUGCGGGCGACAGUUUGUUUGGUAUUCAACAAAGAGAACCUAUUCAGCAAAGCAGAGUUGUUCAACAAAGAAGACCCAAUCGACAAAUCCAGACCUCUAAUACAUGGCAGCAAAGACAACAGAUAUUUCCAAAUACUGUCAUUGCAAGCUCCGUGGAGAGAACUCCAAAUGUAAAUACAAUUAGAAAUUUCAAAGCUAUCACUGACCCGGAACAGGAAAUCAAGACUCUUGAAAAGUUUCUGAACUUUGCUGAAGGCUUCGCACAGGUUGGAAAUGAACGUAUACCUUCCAUCCAGGACGAAAAUGAUCUUUUUGAAGCCUUCAAUGACGAGAAUUCUUUUUUGAAUCGUCUUCAAGACAACUUUGAAAAUUUUAAUGAACAUGACCAGGAGAGCAAAGAAGAUAAUGCAUUCCAGCGUAGUAGUCCUGCAAGAGAUGUUUCACUAAGAAAUACACCAAAUGAUGGCAAGAGGCCAGCCAUCAUAGGAAUUAAUGACAAUAGAAAAUUGCAGACAGAAGACAGUAAUGAAGACACACGUAAUGAGAUCGUUAAGUUCCUACAGAACGACAUACGGCGUUUUCAGAGUGGAGAUUUUCAAUCUGAUGAAAACGACGAUUUAAGAGAAAACAUUAUUUCUAAUCACAAACAUGAACAGGAUAGCAAAGAAGAGGGUGAAUCUCUGCCUGGUAUAAGAAAUGUAUUUCGAAUAUCAGAAAGAGAUAGACAUACACCGAACUUGAUUGCAGCGAUAAUACGUGACAAUAAGAAUCCAGACGUCAAUUUCCUAAGAUUGAACGACGAUAGACAAAUGCAGAAAGAAGACAGUGAUGAGGAAACGGAGAGUAAAAUCAUUGGAAAUGGAAAUGAAAUACAUAUUUUUCAAAAUAGAGAUUCACAAAGCUAUGAAUAUGACGAUUCAAACGAACAGCAUAUCAUGGGAGGUAGAGAUCAAAUCAGAGGCGAAUCCAAAGACGCAUCUAAAGGCAGAAACUCUGGUAACGCCGAAAGUGCAUCUAGUUAUAGCAAUUCGGCAAGCAAUGAAGAAAAUUCUCGUGAAGAAAAUUCUGGCAAAAAAUCGGACGGUUCUUUCGAAAACUCCAGAAAAAGUAAAUCGAAGAGCAGCUCUAGUGAACAAGGAUCCAGUGAUGAAAAGUCUGGUGAAUCCAAUAGUGGAUCAAGUGACAGCGAUUCGAAGAGCAGUAAACAGGACUCCAGUGGUGAAAACUCUGGUAGUGCUGAUAAAAGUUACAGUAAAAGCAAUUCAAGAAGCAGUGAACAUGAUUCAAGUAAAGACAGUGGAUCAAGUGGAAGUAAAUCAAACAGUUAUGAACAAGAUUCCAAAAGUAGUGAAAGCAGCGAAGACUCGAAUAGCAAUGAAAACAGCGAACAAGGAAACAAGUCAUCCAAGGAAAGUAGCGAAGACUCGAAUAGCAACGAAAACAGCGAAAGCAAGUCAUCCAAGGAAAGUAGCGAAGACUCGAAAAGCAACGAAAACAGCAAAAGCAAGUCAUCCGAGGAAAGUAGCGAAGACUCGAAUAGCAGCGAAAACAAGUCAUCCGAGGAGAGUAGUGAAAGUAAAGAACUACCACAGCAAAUCAAUCCACAACGUCAGCCCCCGGUCAUAAAUAAUGAUCUUCCACUAAACAACCCUAGAGUGGAAAAAUUAUACAUCCCCGCUAAGCCCAAGGACCAAAAAAUAUUUGGCAAAGAACCUGAACCCGAACCACCACGAGAGACCUAUGAAAACUGGGAGUUUUUAGAUGACCAUAAUUUUGGUAACUUAAACCUCGAUCAACCAAUUAACGAUGACCAAGACCUGCUAAAUGCAAUAAUCGAAAUAGAAAAGAAAAAUUACGGCAUUCAAGAAAUGAAAACAGACUCUUCAGAAUAUUCAGAUGAAAGAGAUUAUUAUAAACCAAAACAGUACAAGGGAUAUUCCAAAUAUUCUGAUGACCGUAAAAUCUAUAGAAAUCAAAGAAAGUAUUCAGGUUAUUCAACUUACAGACCUAAAUACAAACAGUCAAAAUAUGCUGGUGAUAAGCUGAAACUAACAGAUAGAGAACUAGCUGAAUUAAACCUAAUAUACAGAGCUACAAGAGGCUACAGACCAACCAGGUUUGCUAAAACUUGGGCUACCCAUCAUUUCCCCGUCUUUGUAGGAAGAAAUCGGCAUUUAAAUAGUCAAGUAAGAGCCUACAUACUGCGUGAGAUUGAAAACAGCAAUCGAAGAACAUUCAAUAGAAGAGGACGAAUGGGCAGGAGACGAUAUGGCAGAUUAAAUAGGAGAGGUAUACUUCCAAUAAGACAGCCGUAUGGACGAUUUGGCAUUAGACGAGGAGUAAUGAGAAACACCCUUCCUUUAUUUGAAAAUAGAGACUAUUAUUAUCCAAAUAUUCACAUCGGACGGUAGAUCUGAUGAAGUUUACUGGUUGUUUGAAUAUUUUGUAUUUUGAUGCAUACAAUUAUCCAGUUUUGUAUUUAUUUUAUGGUUAAAUAAAUCCUACUUGCUUUUUUUCUAUAA